Messenger RNA from Struthio camelus australis, 9586 nucleotides. NCBI's taxonomy places the organism in Eukaryota, Metazoa, Chordata, Aves, Struthioniformes, Struthionidae. The record is from RefSeq and is a predicted model, not a curated record.
CCCCCCCAAGCGGCGGCAGCGGCAGUGUCUAGAAACACAUAGCUAGAAAUAUAAAAUAACCCCGUUCCUGCACCAUGGUUUUUCAAAGUAGGCUCCCUUCUUGGAUUAUUUUGUGCUCCGUCUGGCUGUUCCGCUUUGCACACACGGGGGAGGCACAGGCUGCAAAAGAAGUAAUAUUGCUGGACUCUAAAGCACAACAGACAGAGCUGGAAUGGAUUUCCUCUCCUGCCAAUGGGUGGGAAGAAAUUAGCGGACUGGAUGAAAACUACACUCCUAUACGAACAUACCAGGUAUGCCAGGUCAUGGAACCUAACCAAAACAACUGGCUUCGGACUAACUGGAUUGCAAAAAGCAAUGCACAAAGGAUUUUUGUAGAACUGAAAUUCACUCUGAGGGAUUGUAACAGUCUUCCUGGAGUUCUGGGGACUUGUAAAGAAACUUUUAACUUGUAUUAUUAUGAAACAGACUACGACACUGGCAGGAAUAUCCGAGAAAACCAAUAUGUAAAAAUAGACACUAUUGCAGCAGAUGAAAGUUUUACCCAGGGUGAUCUUGGGGAAAGAAAAAUGAAACUUAAUACAGAGGUGAGAGAAAUUGGACCUUUGUCCAAAAAAGGAUUCUAUCUUGCAUUUCAGGAUGUAGGGGCCUGCAUUGCUUUGGUCUCUGUCAAAGUCUACUACAAGAAGUGCUGGUCCAUCAUUGAGAACUUAGCUAUUUUUCCUGAUACAGUGACUGGCUCAGAGUUUUCCUCUUUAGUUGAAGUACGAGGAACUUGCGUCAGCAGUGCAGAGGAGGAGGCUGAGAACUCUCCGAAGAUGCACUGCAGUGCCGAGGGAGAAUGGUUAGUGCCUAUUGGAAAGUGUAUCUGCAAGGCAGGAUACCAGCAGAAAGGAGACACAUGUGAACAUACUGAGAGAAACUUAUCUGAACAUUGACACUAAUGCAACUGGCUAUCUGUUACUGUCAAGCUGUGUAACAGAUCAAGCAGAAGCAAGCUGGUAUGUGCUUCCUUAACCCAGAGCUUUUAUAGCCCUGUUGAAGGGCUCUCUUCUGCAAAUACUUUGUACCUGGCAUGCUGUGUGACUUCUUUGGGUCUACUUGUGGUAGAAAGCAUUGUGAUCUGUCAGGACAGGCAAAAGUCUGUGAUUCCUCUCUCACACUUGCUAAAGCUCAGCUGAAUCAACUUAACACAAUAGGAAAGUCUUUUAAAGAUUCAGCAUAAUAACUUAUCUGGCUGCGUUGUAGCAAAGGUAGGAGACCAAGUAGAUGGUCACAUUGUAAUUCAAAAUAGCUUUUCAACCUGUAACACAGUGGGGAUUUUCAUUUGUAUUAAGCUAGCUUGAUUGGCUUACUGUGAGUGAAGAAUGUGUUCCUUUUGCAUACAACUUCUCUCCUGUAUGUGAAAUUUAUCAAGUUCAGAUACUAAAACAAUUGAAUUUUGAUUUAUACACAAUUCCAUACUGGAUGUGUUGCUAGAAGAUAUUUUUAAUCAUAUGAAUAUAAGUAAUUGGUAAUGCCAGGGGAAGGUAAGGAAGAAAACAAUAAUGAAUGGGGAAACAGAUAAUUCGGAAACUGAGCUUUCCAGUGUUCCUUCUUCAAUGCUGAUCUUCCAGGCUGAUUUUUUUCUUCCCCCAAAAUGUCCACUGAUUACUUCUCGCUAUAGUUGUGCCAAGAAAUCUGUCUCACUCCAGUGAUCUACUAUGAUAACGCACACAUAAACAGUAGCACCUAAAUCCAAAGAGUCCACAGUCUUAAUUUAAGGCAAUAUUUUACAGCUGAGUGAAAGAAGCGUGAGAAAACUAGUCUGAACUUUGUCUUACUGUUCUUAUUCUGCUGCUUAUGUGCCAGGACAUUGUUUUCUCUGUAUUGGUCAUAUGUCUGGCAGUGUGUGGUGCACAAAAACAGGCUUGGCUCAGGACUGCAGGUUUUAUAUUUUAAAGGAUAGUUCUGAAAGGUACAUAGCAAAUAUUCAGCCCUCCCAACACCAGAUACUGCAUAUGUUCCUUAAAAACAAAACCAAAACAGCUCUCCCCUACUUUCCACCAAAAAAAAAACCCCUAAAACCAAAAAUUUGCUUACUAACUGUAGUGAACUCUUGAUGGCCUCCUAACUUAGAAGACUUUUCAUAGUGGAAUCUGGUCGAUACUUUGCCUAUAUAAGAAUGAUAUUGAGAUCAGUGUUUGGGAUUUGAAGGAGAAAAUGAUUCUCUGAGAACUUGCAGUGUAAAGUAUUUUCCAUCUGUUUCAUGUUAGUUGGGAGUGGAAAGGGAGAGAACUGUACUCAAUCCGAGCAGUAGAGUGAUAUUUCAGAAGGUAGGAAGCCUCCUUCUGUAUGACUGAGCUGAGAAAUUACAUAGAUGAUUUGGCACUAAGUCCAAAAAAUUCAGAAUUCUAGGGAAAGCCAAAUGGGUACAUUUUACUGUUAAAUGUUUUAUGAUACCAUAUGCAUUAGCAGUUGUUUUAUUGCCUCCCAAAAUGGGUAGGGGAUUAUAGCUAUUUGUACGUUGUGUCUUGGUGAGGUAGAAAGGGAGCUACAGGCUUUUCUUUCCAAACUUUUUCAUGUGCUAUAUGCUGUGCCAGACUGCAAGCUGCAUCUGUUCCUGCUCUUUUUUUUUUGGGGGGGUGGGUGGAGGAGGAGGAAGUUUUGUCUCUUGACUUGCUGAAAUAUUACUUCACAGCAGAUUCAGAAACAGGAACUGCAUUGUAUCUACCACAAGUUAUUAGUAGAAGGCAAUGAAUUGAGAAGGAAAUGCGAGUAAGUUCCUAACAAUUUCUUUUAAAAAAAUGUUACUGUGCUUCUAAAAAGCUCAGCUUGCAUGAAUUGUGAAUUGGUAUAGAGCCUGAUCCAGGUAAUGUGUCCCAAAAGCUGUAGGUGACUUGCAGCUUGAGUAACCUGUGUUGACACUCUUGCUCUUUCAAUCUGAAAAUAUUCUGCUCUAUGGAGAAGGGGCAAAAUGGAAGAAAACUUCCUCAACAGCAUUUCUAUAAUUAAGACUCUAAACGGCUUUCUUUUUUGAAGAAAAGUUCCCUCUCUCACAUUUGCCUCUUACACUACUCCUGGGAGGAGAAUGUAAUUAUUCUCAGCAAAGUGACCCAGAGCAGAGGAAAGGGAUAUUCCUGACAGUUUUGUCAUUUUCUCUGAAGCCAGUGGAAGUUCAACAUGAGAGCAUUCCUUUAUUUUUCCCCUAAGCUAUUAAGUAAUUUUUCUGUCCCUUUCUAAACAAAUGGCAAUAUAAUCUGGUUCCAGAUCCAGCUGCAGAUGAAGUAUUGAAUUGAAAAAUCACAACGUAAGUAUCUUUGCAAAGGGUCCCAGCAGGAUUCAGAAAAAUAUACCAGAUAAUUAUUAGGUGAAAGACCUUCCAGUGAGAGGGUGAAGAGUGCUGAAGGUGUUCGUGCUACGAAAUGCAGAGCUUUGAUCUCCUGCCAUCCUUUCCUGGGAAAGGAAUUAGUUUCCAUGAGUCUUAUUGCUUGAGGAUGCUAUUUAUUGAAUUGAUGUAAGUCUGUUCUGGUGCUUACUUCCAGUCCCUUUGUAGUUACUAUAAAGUUAAGUGCCUUGGCUUUCUUUCACCCUGAAAUCUUCUAGCUGUUUUCUGGUCAGGGUACUAUGGUAGAAAGAUUUUUUUUUUUUCUUGAUCUUUCUUUCAGAACAAUCUAGUGUCUGUAAAGAGGAUGAUUUUCACAAAUCUGGGUCAAUUAGGUUUCUUAGACCUACUUUGCUCAAGUCCUUUAGCCUUUUGGAUGUGGCAGUUAGGUCUUCUACCCUUCUUUGCGCUAUAUCUACCGCUAAAUACAUGCUCUUUAAAGAGUGGUCUCCAAGUAAGUUAGACAAAACGGUCUGCAUUCUCUCAGUGUGACGUGAAGGUAUGUGAGAUGUUAGAUGAUGUUGAGUUGAAGUAAUGAAGAACCACUUUGGAGGCUGUCAAAACCGGGUAUUUUUCACUCAUAGUGCUGAUCAGAGGAUCCCUAAAUUGAAUUAACUGCAGAGCCACUGACUGGUUUUAUUUCCAAUGAACUAGUUUUUUACUCCAGAAGAGUUGGCCGAUGGGAAGCAGCACAUGCAGAUGGGCCAUCAGGAGCCUGGAUCCUAGAAGCUGAGUUGUUAGAUAAUGUUAGAUGCACACAGAACUUUUUUCUUCUGCAUCCUUCUUUCGCCUUCUCUGUUCCACUUUCCAGAUUCUGCUGUCUCCAGGAGUUAAUUCUAUUUUUGCCUCUUGUUAGAGCUUUGAGUUUUGCUGAGUAUGAGUUUCUUAAACUGUUUGUUGCCGCCCCGCAGUAAAUUUCUAAAAUAAAUAAACAGCAAUGAAAUCAACCAGAAUCUUAAUAAUUCCUCCCUUAGUUACAGCGGAAGCACUAAAGCUGUCUUUUUUUACAGAUCUGGGAUGCCACUGCUGAAUUAGCUAUGGUUGCUCAACAGCUGGGUUGUUAACUCCUCAGCCAUAAAGUCUAGAUUUUCUAUUUGUUUUAAAUGAGCUUUAGUUUGUAUUUAGAACCAGAAUCUCUUACUAUCACGUCUGUCACCUAAAACAAUGCCUCUAGCUUUUGGAGCACACUUUUAUACCUGGAAAUCUUUUCUGAAAGGUGCAACAGGGAUGUAAUGUUUUUGUUACUGUAUUCCAAAUAUAAAUGAUUUUCUUAGAUGCAAAAGCAACUAGCUUGCUUGGAAAGUCCCUCUUUUUGUUCAGGGUUUCUGUUAAUUUCUGAGAAUUAAGCCAUUAAAAAGUAAGUUAAAUAUUCUUUCAUUUCUGGGUCUAAAUGACACAUGUAAUCCUUGUUAGGGGAAUCUCAAGUGUACAUGCCUUCAGUUAAAUAUGAGUGUUAAUUUUUUAACCAAAAAAGAGCAAGGUUCUUGGAGUGAAAAAAGGAGACUAAGCAGGAUCCAGAAAAGGUGAAGCAAAGAUCUUUUAAAAAAAGAACUGAUUAGAGAAAAGUGGGAGCAUAUAAACAAAUAUUUCACUAAUCUGCUUUAUGUAUCAGAAUGAUGUCUUUUAUGUGGAUGGUAAAAUGCUAUCAAAGUUACUCAAGCAAAUUAUUUGUGCAGUUCAAAGUAGAAAUUGUUCCCUGAGAACAAAGAGCCUUAAGCAAAAGAGAAGUGGAGGUUCUUAUCGGAAAAGUGGGACAAACGUAGAGAAAUACAUAUUUGCUACUGAAGUUGACAGAAAAGAAAAUUAUGUGAGCAAAAUAUUUGCUUCAUCACAUUAGCUUUUGAAUGUUAUUGGACCCCGAACUUCCUCUGCUCUCAUGAAAAUGCUUGUUUUUCCUACUGUAUCAGUUUAUUCAUAUUAAACAGUGCUAGAGUUUUAAGAAUGUCAGUCUCUUCUUACUUGGGAAACUGUUGAGGUUGUAUUUUCUUUUCUCUUUAUGUGGGUUUUCAGCUAGUAACAUGCUUAUUACCACUUAAACUACAAUGUAAAAAAAAAAUUGUUACUUCCUGACUUCUCUGCACUAAAUCUCCGCAUUUUCUCUGUACUAUACAAGCUCUGUCUGAAAUACUAAUUUAGUUAUUUAAAAACAAUAAGUUGUACACAGCUUUUGAUAAACAUUUUUUAAAUUGAAAACAGGUAAAACAUUUUUGAAAUUAUAUCUGCGAAAGAUAAAAUUAAACAUUUUAAGUAGACUUAAUUACGGAGUUUUCUGAAUUGCACAUACUGGUUUACCUUUUUGUUAUAUUCUUCUAGAGAUACUGCAACCACAACUUUUCUAAUAAAAACUUAAGACUGGAACUGAGUUAAACAUAAAACAAUUUGCAAUGGGUUUCCUUAAAAGAAAAGGGAGGGAUUAUUAAAAGCCAAACAUGAUUUACGUGACAGCAAAAAAUAUGUAAAUGUUUUCUACUCUAAGCUUUUGCAGAAUGUUGUGGUAUCAAGCAGUAAAAAAAGAUCUGGUUUAUUCUUUAAUCCAGUAUUCCCUGUCUUUAAUUUCAUGAAAACUAACCUCUGUUUACAAGAUAUUGAAAUAUCCAUUUUCUUCUGUAACUUUGUGUGACUGAGAAAAUGGCAGCAAUAGCAAAUAUGUUCGAGACAUUUAUAUGAACUGUCUGGUCCCUGCUUAGAAGCUUUUAUUCCUUCACACUUUGUAUCCUUUCAUUUGCUGGUAUCUGUCACCAAGAGUUCUUUUGUCGUUAAUACUAAUGAAAAAUGUAUGUCACUCUUGUGUGUGAAAGUGAAUAGUAUUCCAGUUUGUAGUUCAGAGCACAGUGUUUCUGUGGGAAAUUAUCUUUUAAAUUUACAUACAUUUUAGGUAAUUUGGCUUAAUUUUAACCUAAUUUAUGAUUAUAAUUGAGAGUAACAAAGACAAACAAGUAAAAGCUUGUUGGAGAUAAGAACUGGGCUCAGUUAAUAUACUUCCUAAAGUCCUGAACCUGUCAAUUCAUGCACCUGCACAGCUUUAUUUAACUGUGUGGCACUGCUGCCUGUUCUAAGGAAGUAGUUGCUCAUGUCGGUAAGAAGCAUUUAUUUUAUAAAUCUGAAGUAAAUUGAUACUUUAACUUAAUUUUUAUGAUUUAUAUUAGUUUCGUGUGACUCUUUAGCACAAUACAGCUCUCUUGCAAUAACAAUAUCAAUAAUUUUUCUAAUUAAAGUCUAAUUAGCUGUAAUUAUUAGUAUUUUCUGACACCUGACGUUCGUCAAUCCCACGCAUUUGAGGUAAAGACAGUACUCGAUUAAGAAAGUAAUGAUUGCUAUUAUUUUAUGAUGUAUUAAUAUCCAUAAAUGUAGAAUACAGCAGAGGUUGUUUCCUGCUGUAAUUGUGAAAUAAUCACUGGGUUGCUGUCUGGCAACUGGUCUUGAACAAAAAUAUUUCUAAUAGUGUGUCUUACUGUAAACAUGGUGUAGCAAGCGUACCCCUAAAAUAGGCCUCCUCCUUUUCAGAAAACAAGUUUAUGACUAUUUUAAGUAAGUAAUGCCUAACAUGGAAACUAUCUGUAGGACUGUAGUCUGAGACUUCAUCCCUAGGACUGAAUACUGCCUGAUACUUCAGUGAGAGUAACGUUGUGGGUUAAUAUUUUCCUAGUGAGGAUAGUGAUGAAAUUUUAAGUAACUGUAAGCAUAUGUAUAAACCUAAAGCUUUUAAGCUGGUGAGACAUGUAUUUAAAUGCAUUUUUGAUUGCAUGUGCUUUUCUGACUUGUAGGUGUCGCGUUACUAUGAGUGCACACAGGGAAUCGAAUAUAUACAAAGCUCAAUUCCACCGAUGGUGCUUGAGAUAAACAAUCUCUAGCAUAAUUAAUGGCUAUAAUAUGUUAUACAGGAAUGUGAACUAUUUCCUAGUCUAGAUGUCUGGUGCUGAUUUUCCUAUAAUUUGGAACACACAGGCCUAUGGUGGCCCUUGAAAGUGAUACUCCAAUAUCUUCUCAUGGCAGGUGGCUAGUAUGUUGUCAUGUCGUAUGCAGAUGAUCAACUGCAUGUCCCCUUCACCUUACUCAAUACAUCCUGCAGAUACGCUCCUUCAUUAAGUGUAUUUUUCUGAAAGGGCCAUGUGUAUAUUCUCCUUCUAGCCUUAUGACCUAAGCACAUAUGCAUGUUUCUUUGUAGAGUAAGUGGUCUAACUCCCUGUGUAGGGAAUUCUGCCAGCCUGUCCCUUUCCUACCCACUUCUUUUGAACCAUCAAGGAAAAACUCAUUUUCUGGAGGCUUGAUUAAUGACCUGAUCCACUUCAUCUGAAAAAUUGGUAUUGCUUGUUGCUUGCAACCCUCCAAACACCUUUAUUUCUCAGCUUAUUAGCCAGUCUCCAUUUGUGAGUAGCAAACAUAGUAUUAUUUGAACUCCCUGAAUGUACCAUCUUUUUCUACACAGAAAUAUUGUUUGGGUAGAGCUUGGGAACAAAUUAUGCAUCACCACAUAGCUGUCUGUGGUACCUACUGAAUCAAUCCAUCUGUGUCUGCAGAGGGACAAGGUUUAUGCGGAUAAUCUCCUUAAAUCCCAAAUUUAAAAUCUCAGAGCCCUUGCUUUGCUACCAUGAAUGUGCUUGGAGAAUGUUGGCAACUGAGUUUCUACAAGUCAAGUUGGUUGUAUUCCUAAAAGUGUGGCAGUUUAUGUACUGAACAGCUCAGCCCUGUUGGUGCUUGAGUAGGUUAUAUAUUCAAAAACUAGACGCUCUCCAGCUUGUCUGUGGAAAAUGGCUUAAGCGGGCUACUUGUGGCUGUGAUCACUGGUCAUAUUUACAUGAUUGCAUUUAGUUCAAUUUUUUUUCAAACUGAAGUUGAUUAUUUUUCUUUCUUAAGAGAAUUUGAACUUGAAUUUUUUGCUUUCAAAAAGGGCAGGCAUACUAACCACCAGAGAGGCAGUGUUAGAAGGCAUUAGCAACCCCUGCUGAAACUAUUAUUCUUUCUGCAAGAAAACUAAAUACUAUUAUCUAGAAUACAGCAGUGAGCUUGAUGCAUAGUGUAGUGCUUAGCACCAUUCGUGUGGAAACAUGGGUUCCAGGCUCUUCAUUUAUGAACUUUAUUAUAUCCUUUUUGGAGGUGGAUGGCACAACUGGAGAAAACACUCUACUGGUGGUUCAUGCACUUAUAAAGGUGGUCAUAUACCUCACAGCAAAUGCAUCCAUAUCAAUUUUUCUUUUUGUAUCAGGCCAUAUAGUUUAGUUUUAGGUCUCAAAAUAAGAAACAAUAGAAUAGUAAGAAAUGAUCUAAAAAAAAUCUGUUUUAUGCAGUCCUUUCAUCUUUAGGGUAUGUAUGUGUAUGUGUUCAUAUGUAUAUUUUAAAUUGUUGACUAGAUAUAAUUUUAGAAUGUGACUAGAAUUCCAAUGAAGGCAGGGUAUUCUUAUUUGAUUUUUUUUUUUCUUUCCAUGUAUGUGCAUGUAUAUAUUGGAUCAAGCCCAUGAUACAGUCUCUUAGCUGAAAUCAAAUGUUUGACCUUGGGUAUUUGAUCUCUCAAGUUUCAAAAUGUCAAUAUAUUUUUUUUCUUAAUCAAUUUAUUUGUACAAUAAAUAAAUUAGAUAACUUGCCAUUUUCAUUUUUGUGUAACUAUACUGGUUGAAAAUUUUUGAUCUGUACCACUACCUCUUCAGUAAACAUUAAUACUGAUUAUUUUCUUUCUUGAAUAUAUUCUAAUUGUAGCAUUAAAUAGCGUGCUUAUUCUGCAAGAAUAAUAAGUUUAUUCAGACAAAUGGAAAACUUUAAAAGUGUCAGCAAUUUUAUUGACGCUAGCUAGAAGAAGAAAUACAGAAAGACAUCUACCCUCCCCCCAAUAUCUAAGGUAAAUGGACAUUGUUCUAACUGUUAGCAAAUCCCAAGGCUGAACGUUGUCACCUGAUUAUCUCGCCUAUGGAAUUCUUCACCAGAUUUAAUCUCCAGCCUGCUGCUGGGAAGUGUGAAAGUAUCAUGUGCUUAAAAUCAUAAGCAGAGUUGCAAAUCAUGUCCUAUAGUGCUCAGUUAUGAGUAGAAUAUUCCAUCUGUGAUCUGUAACUGUUUUUCUGUUCUGUUCACUUUUGCUUACUAGUUGCCUAUCACUUAAAUUUCUGAUUAAAAGGUGCAAUUCUUUGGCUUUGUAAAGUGUAUGCUUCAGUUUGUCAAUUGAAAUAAAUCUCUAUUUGGCUUACUAUUAAAAAGGUCUUGUCAGUGGAAUUGCUAGUGAAUAAUGAGCCAAAAUGA